Phacochoerus africanus (Common warthog) is the source of this 1591-nucleotide messenger RNA. It is a transcript of the gene ACP5, whose product is annotated as acid phosphatase 5, tartrate resistant. Gene Ontology annotation, molecular function: ferric iron binding; ferrous iron binding; acid phosphatase activity. The transcript has 6 exons. Lineage: Eukaryota; Metazoa; Chordata; Mammalia; Artiodactyla; Suidae. The coding region runs from base 221 to 1243 and encodes 340 amino acids. Gene Ontology annotation, biological process: bone resorption. The record is from RefSeq and is a predicted model, not a curated record.
CGGGGAUCACCUGGGCCGCCCGGGGCCCUGGGGCAGGGGCGGGACGGCCGCCCCGACGGCGAGCGCCCUGCACUCCUACAGCGCGGCUCCCGCGGCCGCGCCUGGCCUUGGCCCUGGGCCCUGCCGACUGCAGGGAAUAAAGGCUCAGUGACCGCCAGUUCUGCUCUGGAGCUCACCUGCCUCUCUGAGCCCCCAGCGACCGGCUCAAGCCUCCCCCAGGAUGGACACGUGGACGGUACUGCUCAUCCUGCAAGCCUCCCUGGUGCUCCCCGGGUCCAUGGGCACCAGAACCAACACCAGGACUGCCCCCACCCCCAUCCUGCGUUUUGUGGCCGUGGGGGACUGGGGAGGGGUCCCCAAUGCCCCGUUCCACACAGCCCGGGAAAUGGCCAAUGCCAAGGCGAUUGCCACAACUGUGAAGACCCUGGGCGCAGAUUUCAUCCUGUCCCUGGGGGACAAUUUCUACUUCACUGGGGUGCAUGAUGCCAAAGACAAGAGGUUCCAGGAGACCUUUGAAGAUGUGUUUUCUGACCCCUCCCUCCGCAAUGUGCCCUGGCACGUGCUGGCUGGCAACCACGACCAUCUGGGGAAUGUUUCGGCACAGAUAGCCUAUUCUAAGAUCUCCAAGCGCUGGAACUUCCCCAGCCCUUACUACCGCCUGCGCUUCAAGAUCCCACAGUCCAAUGUGUCCGUGGCCAUCUUCAUGCUGGACACGGUGACGCUGUGUGGCAACUCGGAUGACUUUGUCAGCCAGCAACCCGAGAGACCCCGCAACCUGGCGCUGGCCCGCACACAGCUGGCCUGGAUCAAGAAGCAGCUGGCGGCAGCCAAGGAGGACUAUGUGCUGGUGGCCGGCCACUAUCCUGUGUGGUCCAUCGCCGAGCAUGGACCCACCCACUGCCUAGUCAAGCAGUUGCUGCCACUGCUGACCACACACAAGGUCACUGCCUACCUGUGCGGCCAUGACCACAACCUGCAGUACCUUCAGGAUGAGAAUGGCUUGGGCUUUGUGCUGAGCGGGGCCGGGAACUUCAUGGACCCCUCCAAGAAGCACCUGCGCAAGGUCCCCAACGGCUACCUGCGCUUCCAUUUUGGGGCUGAGAACUCACUAGGUGGCUUCGCCUACGUGGAGAUCACCCCCAAAGAGAUGAGCGUCACUUACAUUGAAGCCUCGGGCAAGUCACUCUUCAAGACCAAGUUGCCAAGGCGAGCCAGGUCUGAGCACCAGCACCGACGGGCCUGAGAGGUGCCUCCCUGCUGGCAGGUGGGUGGGUGGGCCCCACUGGGGGCCAUCCCCCCCAGCCCUUAAGCAGGCUUUCCUGGGUACCUGUGGUGCUACGGCAGAGCGGGAAGGAGAUGGACAGAUGAGGAAAUGUGAUGCCAAGUGGCCCUUGUGACAAGGAUGCCCACAGAGGUGAAAGAAGCAUGGACACAUACAUGUACCGGCCAGAGUGCCAAGCCCCAUGGCCGGGCUCGCCCAGCCUGAGUUCCGGGCAAUGGGGGGUGAGGAAGGAAAGCUCUCUCCUGGGUCAGGCAUCCUUCUGUCACUGCCAAAUAGUUAAUAAAAAAAAAAAUAGUUGCAAAGGCUGAA